UCCCUGUACAUUUCGCGUCGCACAAAUCUCUUUACGGCCGUUCACCAAGGAAUUUCAAGCUCCCUCCCCUCUUCGAAAAUGUUUCUUAAAACUUCAAUUAUUUCCUUUAAAUCAUCUUUGAAUGUUAGAUCAUCAUCUUCAUUCAUUCCUUCGUCACUGAAAUCAGCCAAACGCACCACUAUUAUUAAACACCUUUCUCAACUUGAUAAUUUCCUCCAUGUAAACUGCAAGUCGGGUAACUUUUCUCUUGAUGAAGCUCUUGAUUCUUUCGAUUACAUGAUUCAUAUGGACCCCACUCCUGGAGGGGUUUUUACCCUGCCGCUGUGACUUUUACUAGUCUGAUUAAUGGUCUUUGUAAGGAGGGCAAAAUUAAGAAGGCGAUUGAAUUGUUUGGAAAAAUGGUUUCUGUUGGAUGUAGGCCUGAUGUGGUUACAGUUGGGAGUUUGAUCACUGGCUUGUGUAGAACGGGUAAUGUCACUGUUGCCCUUCAGUUAUUUGAUGAAAUGAAUAAUGGGAAUGGUGAAUUUGGUGUCAUUUGCAAGCCUAAUGUUGUUUGCUAUGCUGCUAUUAUAGAUGGUCUUUGCAAAUAUGGGUUAGUAGACAAGGCGAAGAAACUGUUUUCAGAAAUGAAGUCCAAGGCUGUCAAUCCAGAUGUGAUUACUUACAACACUUUAAUUUAUGGAUUGUGUAAUACAUCUAAUUGGGAGGAGGCUAAAACUUUAUUUGCAGAAAUGUCGGAUGAAGGUGUAAAGCCUAAUGAGGUGACAUUUACUGUGGUUAUGGAUGAACUUUGUAAGAAUGGGAAGAUUGAUGAAGCCAAUGGAUUGCUCCAACUAAUGAUUAAUAGAGGUAUUCACCCCAACACAAUUACUUACAAUGCAGUUUUAAGUGGUUACUGCUUGGCAGGUAGAAUUGAGGAUGCAAGAAAACUAUUUGAUUCCAUGGAAAGUAAGGGGUGUAAGCCUAAUGUUUGUAGCUUCAGUAUUUUAAUGGAUGGUAUGUGCUUGGCAAAUAAAAUUGAUGAUGCUAAGGAAUUGUUUUCUUUGAUGUUGAGUAAGGGAUGCAAACCUGAUGUAGUUAGCUACACUACGUUGAUCAAUUGGUAUUGUAAGAAUCGAAAAGCUGAUGAAGCUAUUUGUGUUUAUAAGGAAAUGACCUCAAAGGGAAUUCAGCCAACAAUCGUUACAUUUAACACCUUGCUAAAAGGUCUUUUCAUAUAUGGUAAAGUUGGACAUGCAAAAAAACUAUUUGGUGAGAUGCAACUUAGUAAUGUUCCUCCCAAUUUAAUUAUGUAUAAUAUUCUUAUUGAUGGGUUUUGCAAAAAUGGUUGUGUUUUGGAGGCUGCUGAACUGUUUCAUUCUUUAAGAAACGGAAACAUUCAUCCUGACAUCAUUACUUUCAAUUGUCUCAUUGAUGGUUUGUGCAAAACAAGAAGACUCAAUAUUGCUUUGGAACUAUUUAACAGAUGGCGCAAUGAAGGAUUUGUUCCAGAUGUUGUGACAUAUAACAUUCUGUUGUAUGGACUUUGUAAAGAAGGGAAGUUGGAGAUGGCAAGUAAUUUGUUAUCAGAUAUGGCACAAAACGAUUGUGCUCCAAAUUGCAUCAGUUUUAAUACUCUUAUGUCUGUUUUCUUGCAAAAUAAUGAGACUUCAAAAGUGGUAGAACUUCUUCACAAAAUGAAAGAGAGAAAUGUGAAGCCAGAUGCAUCCACGGCUUCAAUUAUUCUAGAUUUACUACAAAGGUAUAAAAACUACAGUGAAGUCCUAAAUUUGCUACCAGCGUUCUCAAACCAAGAACCUGCGGAUAGUUGAUUGUCAAGUAACUGCAUUUUCUGAGGGAGUACAACUUAUCACAAGAGUCUUGCCAGAUGUCAAAGUUUCUAUGUAAAGCUUGGCAAUUGCUUAAGUCGCUGAUGGGAAACCCACAUCAAAGUGGGCUAACCUAAAUCCAGGAGUGCUUGCUUAAGUCGUUGUUUCUGACGGGUGCCUAUUAUUGUUUUCAGAGGAAUUUCUUACAAAGAUGUUUCUAAGGUUGCAGGUGGUUUAGCACUCAGGGCUGCUGAUUGAAAUGAUGCUAUUGAAGCAGUGAAGAAAUUGUAUUAACUCUUUUGCAAAUAUUAAUCAUAUAGUGAGGAAGACAGAGAAAGUGUGUGCUUAUUGGGUUGAAAGGAAGUGUGGUUAUGGAGUGAUGUGUAAGUUUUGCAAUCCAACUGAGGGUUUUAGGUUGUUGAAGUAGCAUGAAGGCCCGUUGAAGUUAUGUGUGGGAUUGUGUUGCCAUCGGAAUCUUCUAAUCUUUAUCCGGGACGUCGAGAUGAAACUGUGAGGCUUUGGAAUUGUCUCUGCAUCUGGCUGCGAUUGUUGUUGGUAUAAAGAAAAUUUCUUAAGGCACUGAUUAUUUAAUUUGUUUAUUUUAUAAGGGUUGAAAUUAUGGUAGUUUUUAUAUUAUAGAAUUUUUUUGUUAGGAGCAUUUCAACCUAUUAUGAAAGAUUAUGUAUUACAUAACGAAAUAUUCAUUGAAAAAUUAUUGUGUCCUGAA
This is a messenger RNA of Mangifera indica (mango), 2535 nucleotides long. Its product is annotated as pentatricopeptide repeat-containing protein At1g62930, chloroplastic-like. The record is from RefSeq and is a predicted model, not a curated record. Bases 399 to 1811 code for a protein of 470 amino acids. Gene Ontology annotation, molecular function: protein binding. Lineage: Eukaryota; Viridiplantae; Streptophyta; Magnoliopsida; Sapindales; Anacardiaceae. The transcript has 4 exons.